Molecule: messenger RNA, 1052 nt
Organism: Symbiodinium necroappetens
Lineage: Eukaryota; Dinophyceae; Suessiales; Symbiodiniaceae
Source: the annotation of a GenBank genome assembly
AUGGCAGAAGGCUCGCAGUUCGUGCGCGUGGUGCCAGGCCCGGCAGGCCCGGCCGAGGAUUCGUCGCCCAACACGGGCGACCUUGUACAGUUUACGACAGGGAUUUAUUAUGUGGAAGAGGAUGAGGAGUUUCUGACCGUGGACAUCAUGCGGCUGGGAAGCCUCCGAGGGACUGCGACGGUGGACUUCUACACCGAAGAUGGAUCUGCAAAAGCUGGCAAGCAGUACCACACGGCCUCUGGUCAGGUCGAGUUCAAGGACCGCGAGUACCGCCAGUCUAUACAGAUCCAGACCGUUUCCAGCCCACUUUGGAGUCCAACGCUCGAGUUCAAGAUCCACCUGGCGAAUCCAACCGGGUGCUCCGUAGGCAUGCACUUGAGCUCCUGCCGAGUCAAAGUGAUUGAUGCGGACCCGUUCCCAUCGAGCAAAUACGGCAACCUGCUCCUGCAAGGUGAGGAAGGCGUGAAGAAGAUCCGUAGGAUAUGCCUCCUUUGGGAGUACUGGAAGCUUUGCAUACUGCAAGUUCCAGGGAUCGGACGCCGCACAUUGGCCACCCUGAUUCUGGAUGAGUUCCGGAACGCGAAGCGCCUGACGAUUCUGCUCCUUCAGGUGUACAUGGUGGAUGUCGUUUUCAAUACCGCCGACCCUGAAGCGGAGGCACAGCUCAUUGGCUCCUCUCGACAAGAGUCGGCCAUCGUAGUGGGGGUCCUGCUCGCUGCUCCCAUGGUUUUAGUGCACAUCGCGGCUCUGAUCAAGGCCAAGAUGGACUUGAAGGGGCAUUUGCAUCUGUUUCUGCAGCGCAGCCUCUUCAGGAAGUACUUGAACUACAGCGAAGAGUCACGAAGCUCCGUGCCUCCGGCUCUAAUGCAGAGUGCCAUCACCCGAGAAUCUGAAGAAGCCGCCUCAUCCUUCGGCAAAGUUCUGGACCUCGUCGCGAUUAUGUGUCAGCUCGUGAUCUUCGCCUACUUCACCAUCAUGGAGAACCCGACAGCAAUGAUCUUCAUCUUGGCAAUGCCCUGCAGCAUGCUUCUCUAUUUCACCUUGGUCAGCUU